AUGCCUCGAAUUCCUCCCCACCCCGCGGCGCGGGGAUCCGCCGGGCCGGGACCGCGGCACCCGUGCGGCGCCCGUCCGCCCUCCGCGCCCCCCCCUCCCCCAGCCGGCUCCCCCCCCGCCUACCUGCGCCGGGCCGGGCCUCCGCUGGCGGCCGCCGGGACGGGCCGGGCCGGGGCAGCCGCGGCGCGGAGUGGGGCGGCCGCAGCCCGCGGGGCCGUGCUGGAGCGGCGGGUCCGGGCGCUGACAAUGAGAGGCGGCCCCGGCGCCGCUACGUCACCGCGAGGGGAGCGGGGCCCGGCGGGGCGGGGGGCGGGAGCGGCGCUGCCGGGCGGGGCGGGGGUCGGGGGCCCGGCGGUCCCGGUCCGUGGCGGACUUUGGCGGCCGCCUCAGCCGGGCGACCCGCUCCGGGCGCCGCCGCUUCCGCGGGCUGCGCCGUCGUUGGGAGAAGCGCGGAAGGAGUUUCGGCCAUUUUGGGGGAAAGAGGGCGCGGGGCGGCCGGAGGGAACCGCGAGCUGGGAGAGCGAAACGGGAGAGAGCGGCGGCCGCCGGGGCGAGCCGGGACGGGAACGGGGGCGGCGGGGAGCGGCUCGGGGCCGGAGCUCCGCGGGAGGAGGGAGCGAUGGGGGCGGCGGUGCGGUGGCCCUCGGCCCGUCCGGAGUUGCGGAGCUCCGCGGCCGUUCCGCCGCCGCCCGUCCCGAGGCGUGCGCAGCCCCCGCUGUCUGCCGCGCGCCUCUGCCUGCCGAACGACGAGGAGGAACCGGAGUGUGGCGGAACGUCCGUCCUCAAAGGCUGCCCCCCACCGUGCCGCCCCUGGGAGUUUGGGACGUGGCGCUGAACGAAGCGCCCCUUCAGACACUGACAGGCCGCGAUAGGUAUCCCCGCAGCCUUCCCUUCUCCAGCUGCACAGCCCAGCUCUCAGCCUGGAGGUGUUCCAUCCCUGGGAGCUUUUGUGGCCCUCCUCUGGAUGCUCUCCAACAGCCCCACGUCCCUCCUGUACUGAGGACUCCCAUCCGGGCGCAGUGCUGCAGGGCUGCGCUCCAUCCUCACACCCCCCGGCUCAUACUGAUGGUGAGGGUUGCUGUGACCCGGGUGCAGACCUCGCACGUGGAUUUAUUGAACCUCAUAAGGCUGAUUCCAGACCAUCCAGGUGGCGACUUCAAAGAGACAGGAAAACUAGGGAAUGACCAACAUCAGGCAUCUGCUGUGGGUGGUGUGGAAGUGUGGCUGCAGCUGAUGGUAUCAGGGCUGCAGCAACAGAGAUGCAGCUGCUGGAGGAGCUUGAUCACAUGAGAAGUGCCUGGCCAUGGGAUGCCACAGACACCGGAGGCACGAGCAUGGAAAGGGAUUACAGAAGCUUACAGAAAACAGAUUUCUCACUGUCUGCUAAAAAUGUUUCUGAGUCGUCUUCCAGCCCACAAAGUCCAUGAAGUCACUUCUCUGCGCUCGCUCUGUUUCUGUGGUCAGUUUAAAUGAGGUACCUGAGUCGAUCUAACAGCUUGCUGAUGGUACAUGCAGUUCUGCUCCCGUCCUCCUGCAGCUAUUUGUGAGUCUGUGCUGCUUCUGUUGCACCACUUCUGGCAUUCAAUCUGUUCAUUAAACCGGCGGAAAAUUAAAGCAGAGUGAAUACUGUUC
Molecule: messenger RNA, 1632 nt
Organism: Gallus gallus (chicken)
Lineage: Eukaryota; Metazoa; Chordata; Aves; Galliformes; Phasianidae
Product: collagen alpha-1(I) chain-like
Exons: 5
Coding region: 1-1290 (429 amino acids)
Source: RefSeq, a predicted model, not a curated record